AUGGCAACCGGCUCUGGCGCUGCUCAGCGAGAUGUGGGAGGCGAGGUUGGAACACAACCCCUCGUCAGCUACAGCGUUGGGAUCAGCGCCUGCGAGAGAGGGAAGCAGUGGCGGACCGCACUGGCGAUGCUCAGCGAGAUGCGGGAGUCUCGUUUGGAGCCCAAUCCCGACGUCAUUUAUAUUUCAAUGCGGCCAGCGCGUGUGAGACGGCCGAGCGGUGGCAGCGGGCUCUUCGCUGCUCAACGAGAUGCGGGAGGCGAAGCUGCAGCCCAGCGCUAUCUAUAUUUCAGCUACAGCGCUGGCAUCAGUGCGUGCCAGAAUGGCGUGCAGUGGCACCAGGCUUUCGCGUUGCUGAGCGGUGUGUGCGAGGCGAAGCCGGCGUUCAACAGCGUCUCGCACGCUUCGUGGACAAACGCGAGCGAGACAGGGUGGCAGUGUCAGCGGGCAGUGUGGCUACACGGCGUGAUGAGGGAGGCGAACGUGGAUCAGGAGGCAUCCAGCUUCAGCCCUGCGAAGGUUGCUCUUCUGCGUCGUGACGAUACCGCAGGCUAUUCCGCUGCAGCGCUGGGACCAGGCGAGAAAGGUGGACAUUGGCAACAGGCCCUGUGGCUGGUCGGCGAGAUCUUGGGCGCACAAUUGUGA
This is a messenger RNA of Prorocentrum cordatum, 642 nucleotides long. The record is from the annotation of a GenBank genome assembly. Lineage: Eukaryota; Dinophyceae; Prorocentrales; Prorocentraceae.